CGCCACCGCCACCGCCGCCGAGCUCCGGCCGCCGCCGCCGCCGCCCGACCCCGUCGGAGAGGGAGCGGGGCUGUCCCCGCCUCUCCGUCCAGCUCCGUUUCCGGCGUGCUCCUUUCGAGCCUGCGCGGUUCUGGACCGGCGGGAUCGAGGGGUUUUCUUCGGCGCCGCAGCCCCCCAGGGGAAGCGACGGUUGACGGGGACGACGAGGCCUCCUCGUUCGACGGGAAGCGGCCCCGUCGAGCACCGGCGUGGUCCGCCCUUCUGUUUUCUCCGUUUCUUCUGGUCCGAUUGAGUUGCCCGCUGUCAGUGAAUUGUGGGGUUGGCUUGUGGUCCACUCCGGCGGAAGUGACGGAGAACUGCUCCGUGGAUUUGGAGCAUUGUCGUUGGGAAGUCUGGUGCUGAGGCUAUUUGAGUCAAUGCCCGUCUCUAAGAAGGUUUUUCAGAAGAAUUCGGAAUGUAGCCAGAUCGGGCAAGUGUUUAACACAUUGAUCAAGCAGAUGGGAACUCCAGUGGAGUUUGAACUUCCAGAAUGGUUCACUAAGGGGAAGCCCGCACCAUACAGUUUUAUAAGGCGCAACAUAUAUCUCACAAAGAGGAUGAAGAGGCGUCUUGACGAUGAUGGCAUAUUUUGCUCUUGCAGCCCAUCACCUGGUUCUUCUGUUGUGUGCAAUAAAGAUUGCCAUUGUGGGAUGCUGCUCUCUAGCUGCUCCUCAGGAUGCAAAUGUGGAAGUUCAUGCAUUAAUAAACCAUUUCAGAAUCGGCCGAUGAAGAAAAUGAAACUUGUGCAGACUGAAAAAUGCGGUUCCGGAAUAGUAGCUGAUGAAGAUAUCAAGCAAGGGGAGUUUGUCAUUGAAUAUGUUGGAGAAGUCAUUGAUGACAAAACUUGUGAAGAAAGGCUUUGGAGUAUGAAACAUCGGGGUGAAACAAAUUUCUACUUGUGUGAAAUAAAUCGAGAUAUGGUAAUCGACGCGACAUACAAGGGAAACAAGUCGAGAUAUAUCAACCAUAGUUGUUGUCCCAAUACUGAGAUGCAGAAAUGGAUAAUUGAUGGUGAGACAAGAAUUGGUAUUUUUGCAACUCGCGACAUCAAAAAGGGCGAGCAUCUUACCUAUGAUUAUCAGUUUGUUCAGUUUGGUGCAGAUCAAGAUUGUCACUGUGGCGCUGUAGGUUGUAGGAGAAAACUUGGUGUCAAGCCUAGCAAGCCUAAGAUGUGUUCAGAAGCAGCAUUGAAGUUAGUAGCAUGCCAGGUUGCAGUGUCCUCUCCCAAAUUGGAAGGAGUCGUAUCCAGAAAUGAUGUUUAUCAGAAUGGAUGUCUGCGUGCAGAAAAUUCACGGUACAUUCGCUGUCAACGAUCUCCUCACAGUUGCGUAGGUGAACUUGUCAGAAUUACUCGUCCAAUGAAUGAGAGGACUUUUGGGAUUAUCAGACGCUUUGAUAACUUCUCCAGGAAACAUUCUAUAAUGUUUGAAGAUGGUGCUGUUGAAUUUCUUGAUAUGUCUAAAGAAGAUUGGGAAUUUGUGACUUUGUAACCAUAUGUGUCGGUUGCGGACCGGUCGAGGUCGACGAUGCUCAAAACCAGCUCCUCAUGCUACCUGUAAUAAGGGUGUGGAUCAAUCGUUCUGGCAGGAAACACAAGAAAUGCGUCCAAGAUAAAAAUCACAUCCGUUUCUCCCUAUCUCCCUCUGGCGGAUCAUUCGCAAGAAAUGUUGUUGUAUCAGUUGUGUAACAAUUCAAAUUACUUCGGUUAUCAUUGUUAACUUUCGAUUCCGGCAACAUGGUUUCUGAUUCGAUCGAGCCGGUAUGUGACAUUAGCUGAGAGAACAAUAAUGGAUCAGAAAGUUGUUUCCGUGCUGUGAUGCAUCUGCAAUUUUAUU
Syzygium oleosum is the source of this 1874-nucleotide messenger RNA. Its product is annotated as histone-lysine N-methyltransferase ASHH3-like. The record is from RefSeq and is a predicted model, not a curated record. Bases 417 to 1529 code for a protein of 370 amino acids. Gene Ontology annotation, molecular function: histone H3K36 methyltransferase activity; protein binding. Gene Ontology annotation, cellular component: chromatin; nucleus. Gene Ontology annotation, biological process: regulation of DNA-templated transcription. NCBI's taxonomy places the organism in Eukaryota, Viridiplantae, Streptophyta, Magnoliopsida, Myrtales, Myrtaceae. The transcript is spliced from 14 exons.